AUGAAGAAACGUGAUAAAGAUGCAAACCCACCCCAAAAUGUCAUCCUCGCAAGAUAUAUAAGAGAUGUCACAAACAAGAAUGAAUCUCCUAAUACCAAAGAAACAGAUAGCACUAAGGAUGAUGAUUAUGAAAAUGCUUUUAAUGGAGAGAUGGAUUUGAGUCUGGAUGCUACAACACAGACCAUAGAACCAUUGGCUAGUAUGUCCACAACAUCAUGCUAUGCUCCCGAGCCAGCUACAACAUUUUCAUGGGAUGAUUACUUUACAAAUGUUUGUGAAUCCAUGGAUGACAUUGAGAUGCUCAUGCAAGGAUGGGACUAA
This is a messenger RNA of Brassica napus (rape), 321 nucleotides long. RefSeq lists its product as uncharacterized. NCBI's taxonomy places the organism in Eukaryota, Viridiplantae, Streptophyta, Magnoliopsida, Brassicales, Brassicaceae. The coding region runs from base 1 to 321 and encodes 106 amino acids. The transcript has a single exon. The record is from RefSeq and is a predicted model, not a curated record.